UCUUUCAUCUCCAGCAUUUUGCAUCAUCAUUCAUCAUCAAUCGUCAACCAUAUCCAUUACAAUUUCCGAAACUCAAUCGAAUUUCCGAAUUAAAAUCGAAAUUCAGAAUCUACAAAAAAAACCUCAACAUCUCUUUCAUGAAUUAGGGGAAACGAAACCCUCGAUACAUCGCCCCCCACGUAUUCCCUACAAAAAUGUCAACUACAACUGCGGCAAUUACCGGGAACUCGCCGAUGAAUUCUCCAAGCCGAUCUUCCGAUGACAUCAUCGAUACGACGCCCUUGCUUAGUCAGGGUAACGGAGGGUCCUAUGAGGAGACAACGAGCAACGUCAAUUCCAACAGCCGCAGACCACCCAUCCGGCGCCAGGGACUUCAAGAGGCCGCUCGAUUCCUGCGUCGGGCUACUAACCGCCGCUUGAUGCGGGAGCCCUCGAUGAUGGUGCGUGAGACCGCCACAGAGCAGCUUGAGGAGCGCCAGAGCGAUUGGGCCUACUCGAAACCCGUGGUGGUGCUCGACGUUAUAUGGAACCUAGCCUUCGUGGCAGUGGCCGUCUCGAUUCUCUUCCUCAGCCGAUACGAGAAUCCAGAUAUGCCACUGAGGCUAUGGAUUGUUGGGUAUGGCCUGCAAUGUCUGCUGCAUAUGGUUUGUGUCGUGAUUGAGUUUCGGAGGAGAAGGAGAAGGCAGAUGAUGCUGAGUUCGGGGUUUAGUGUUGCGGAUGAUGGAAAUGGGAGCAGUGGUAAUUCGAGCUCUGGGUCGAGAAGGGGCUCCCAACAAUACGUGACAUUGGCACAAUUUGAGGAAGAGGGUACAAGUGUGGCAAAGCAUCUGGAAUCUGCAAAUACGAUGUUUUCUUUUAUCUGGUGGAUCAUUGGGUUCUACUGGGUGUCCGCUGGUGGCCAAGCUUUGGCACGUGAAUCCCCUCAGCUCUACUGGCUAUGUAUAAUUUUUCUUGGUUUUGAUGUGUUCUUUGUUGUUUUCUGCGUUGCACUGGCAUGUGUUAUCGGCAUUGCUGUUUGCUGUUGUCUUCCGUGUAUUAUUGCAAUCUUGUAUGCAGUGGCAGACCAGCAGGAAGGAGCAUCUAAAGAAGAUAUUGACAUGCUGUCAAAAUAUAAGUUUCGAAGGCUUGGUGAUGAUGAGAAACUUACUGGUGAUGGACGAGGAACUAUUGGAGGAAUAAUGACUGAAUGUGGCACAGAUGCACCCUUUGAACGUACUCUUUCCCCAGAAGAUGCGGAGUGUUGCAUUUGCCUUUCGGCAUAUGAUGAUGGAGUUGAGCUAAGGGAACUUCCUUGUCGUCAUCAUUUCCACUGUGCCUGUGUAGAUAAGUGGCUCUAUCUUAAUGCUACAUGUCCUCUCUGCAAGUACAAUAUAUUAAAGAGUACUAGCCAAGACAGGGAAGAAGUAUAGAAGUAUUGCAAAUCGUUAUGACAAGUCCUCUAACCGGACUCCACAUCCUGUUUUGGCCCGACUCCAGAUAUGGUCCCGAUUUCACGUUGUUGUUGUGGUUGAAGUAACGUAUUCUGUAGCUAUGAUGGUGGUAGUGUUUCUUUGCACUUCUUUUGUCUUGCUUCCAGAAUCACCUGGUAUUGAUACACCUUGGUCAUCUCGAAGUUCAUGUACCAAAUUUCCCCUUACUCUUAUCUCUCGUCUUGGUUACUUCACCCCAAUUUACAGUUAUAGUAUGCUUUUAGGCAGUUCUUUCGUAUAGAAGUUAUAGUUAGAGAUUUACUUCACCCUGUAUCAAUUCGAAUAAAGUGUUUUCAUCAUGAAGGUUGUUGGAUUGUUUGUUAUUAUUUCCUUUUCGAGUUUGUAAUUUUUCGUGAGGUUAAUGAGGUUGCCUUCUCUGUAAAGGAAGAUUAGA
Tripterygium wilfordii is the source of this 1863-nucleotide messenger RNA. Its product is annotated as E3 ubiquitin-protein ligase At1g12760-like. The record is from RefSeq and is a predicted model, not a curated record. The coding region runs from base 195 to 1409 and encodes 404 amino acids. NCBI's taxonomy places the organism in Eukaryota, Viridiplantae, Streptophyta, Magnoliopsida, Celastrales, Celastraceae. The transcript is spliced from 5 exons.